Argentina anserina (silverweed cinquefoil) is the source of this 1083-nucleotide messenger RNA. RefSeq names its product protein MIS12 homolog. Gene Ontology annotation, cellular component: nucleus; MIS12/MIND type complex; chromosome, centromeric region. The record is from RefSeq and is a predicted model, not a curated record. Gene Ontology annotation, biological process: mitotic cell cycle; mitotic sister chromatid segregation; kinetochore assembly. The coding region runs from base 106 to 840 and encodes 244 amino acids. The transcript has 7 exons. Lineage: Eukaryota; Viridiplantae; Streptophyta; Magnoliopsida; Rosales; Rosaceae.
UUGUCAUUUUUGCAGACUCAAAAUUCAAAGACCUCCACUUUCCCAGUCUCCGUUUUUGGGCGGGAAAACCCCUAAACCCUAAAUCUGAAAUUCGAGAGGGUCCGAAUGGAAGGGAGUGAAAGCGAGGCGGUGUUUGAUUCGGUGAACCUGAAUCCGCAGCUGUUCAUCAACGAGGUCAUCAACACCGUCGACGAUUUGGUCGACGACGCCUUCAAUUACUUCCAUGAGGAAGCAUCGACGGUUUUGAAAGUCCAGGGCACCGAGAGAGCUCAAGAUCUAUCCAAGGGUGUUGAUCUGAUUCGCAAAAGGGUUCAAUCAAAUGUCGAUAAGCGGCUGCUUAUGUGGGAGCAGUACUGUCUUGACCACUGCUUUGAAGUUCCUGAGGGUUUUGUGCUGCCCAAAACUGAUGAAGCACCUGUGGAUGGUACAGUACAUCAAAAUGUUAUCUGUGAUCCAGAAGUGGAUGUUCAGUUGGAUUCGUUGAGGAACAAAUUGGCCAAGGUUGGCGAGGAGUCUGCUGCACUGAACAGAGAGCUCCAAUUAUUGGAACAACAGUCUGCUUCUAGUGACCGUUUAUCUUCGCUUGUUAAUGAGACAUUGCAGUUAUAUGACCAGAACUCUUUUCAUGAGUUGUUCCAGGAGAUGGUUAAAACAUCAUCAGAACUUCAGAUGAAAACAGCAAAACUGAUGACCAGAAAGGCGGAAAAAUCAAAACAGAAUAAGACAGACAGAGUCUACAAUCAAUACAAAGAUCCAUCUCGGAUGCAUGUUAGCAAUGGCUUCUCUGGUACAAAGCUGGAAGACCUACAAGAAUUUUUAGACAACAUGAAUACAAAGUGAGAACUAUGCGUAGUUCUGUAUCAUUUAUUAACAUUUCCAACACUCAAUUCGCACCAUUCCAGUAGUUGUAAGCGUGUCAAUCCAGUUUGGCAAAUUCGCAAUGUUCUUAUGUAGUGUGUAUAGCACGAACAUGGAUUUUAGGUUGAUCUGCUGAGUUAUGAUCAAUUAAAUCUUAUGCUUCUGUGAUGCUUUUCUGUGGACUUGUUCAUGUACACCAUGGUGCAUACAACGUGGACGCGAGUA